AUGACCACCAACCUGACCCAGACACGCCCUCCCAACAUAACCACCAAUAUGAACCAAACAAGCCCUGCCAACAUAACCAACAUCCUGCCCCAAAUACGGCCUCCCAACAUAACCACCAACCUGAACCAAACACGCCCCUCCAACAUAAUCAACAUCCUGCCCCAAACACGCCCUCCCAACAUAACCACCAACCUGAACCAAACACAACCCCCCAACAUAACCAACAUCCUGCCCCAAACACGCCCUCCCAACAUCACCACAAACCCGACACAGUCAGGCCCCCUCACUGUAACAAACAUUAUAAAAACAUCAAGUUCUAAUACUCAAUCAAUAGAAAUCACAGGCAGGGAUAACUGCAGGAGAGAUAGAGCAUGUUUCUCUGCUCCACCUUCCUGUAAUCCAGGUGCACAAGGUUCCUGCUAUUUCCUCUCCACAAAAGGAGUAAGCGGAAAUGCAAAUAAUUUUACUUUUGAGCUCAGUGGCGAGGCAGAUGGUUACAUUGGAGCUGGCCUCUCUAGAGACAACAGUGGUCAGGGUGCCACCGUCUAUUCUUGUGCCAAAAUCAAUGGUGCACUGAAGUUGAUUCGUUCCACAUUGAACAAUCAAAUACUAACUCAGGAUAACACAUUCAUCCCUGGAAGCUUCCGUGGCUCAGUGACUGGAAAAAAGAUUCAAUGCAUUUUCAAUGCUGCAGGUCUCAGCAGCACCGCCCGUGCUGCAACCACAGAAACGUUUGUCUUCCUAUUAACAGGCAGCAUAUCAAAUGGUUCUCUUGAAUCUCCAGUCAGUAGACUAGCCACAAAUGGGUCAGUGGACUUAAGCAACCCUAACAGCACAGACGUUUCAGUAACAACACCCAGUACAAAUGCCACUGCAUCUAAUACCACAGCAACAUCAACCACUGCACCAUCUACGAACCUGACCCAGAUGGUCCCUCCCAACAUGACCGCCAAUAUGACCCAAAUGGGUCCCCUCAACACGACUGCAAACUUGACCCAGACGCGUCCUCCCAACACGACCGCCAAUCUGAACCAAACACGCCCUACCAACAUAACCACAAACUUGACCACGACACCGUCAGGCUCUAAUACCUUGACCAACAGCAACACCAAUAAUCUACCACUGAUGGUCCCUCCCAACAUGACCGCCAAUAUGACCCAAAUGGGUCCCCUCAACACGACUGCAAACUUGACCCAGACGCGUCCUCCCAACACGACCGCCAAUCUGAACCAAACACGCCCUACCAACAUAACCACAAACUUGACCACGACACCGUCAGGCUCUAAUACCUUGACCAACAGCAACACCAAUAAUCUACCACUGGACAUCACUGGCAGGGAUAGCUGCAAGAGGGAUAGAGCAUGUUUCUCUGCUCCACUUUCCUGUAAUCCAAGUGCACAAGGUUCCUGCUAUUUCCUCUCCACAAGAGGAGUAGGUGGACAUGCAAAUAAUUUAAAUUUUGAGAUCAGUGGUGAGACAGAUGGUUACAUCGGAGCAGGCCUCUCUCGAGACAAGAGUGGUCAAGGAGCCACUGUCUAUUCGUGCGCUAAAGUCAAUAGUGAACUGAGGUUUUUCCGUUCCACACUGAACAAUCAAAUACUGACUCAGGAUAACACAUUCAUCCCUGGAAGUUUCCGUGGUUCGAUGAAUGGAAGAAAGAUUCAGUGCAUUUUCACUGCUGCAGGUCUCAGCAACAAUGCCCGUGCUGCAACCACAGACAAUUUUGUCUUCUUUUUAACAGGAAGCGUCUCAAAUGGUUCUCUGGAUUCUCCAGUCACUAGACUGGCCACAAAUGGGUCAGUGGACUUAAGCAACCCUAACAGCACAGAUGUUUCAGUAAUAACACCCAGUAUAGAUGCCACCACUACAGCCCCAAACACCACUGCAUCUACUGCCACUGCAGCAUUAAACACCACUGCAUCUACUGCGUCUGGAGUAUCUACAGCUAAUAAUGGUACAGCAAAUGACAAGGUCACCAAAGACAACUGUAAGAAGGACAGGGCAUGUUUCUCCACUCCAGCCAACUGUGAUCCAUCCAGCUCAAAUAGCUGCUUUUUUGCCUCCACAAGAGGGGUGAACGGAGACUCCAACAAUCUCACUUUUGAGCUCAGCGGGGAUCCAAAUGGUUACAUUGCAGUUGGCCUGUCUCGAGACAAGAAGGAGGGUGAUAAUGACACCGUCUAUUCUUGUGCCAACGACAAUGGUGUGGCGAAGUUCAUCCGUGCCACACUGAAUAAUACCAUUCUGACUCCGGAUAAUACUUUUAACCCCAGAUCCUUCCGUGGCUCUGUAAGCGACACUAGGAUUCAGUGCAUUUUUGUAGCUGCAGGCCUCAGCAGCAUCACCCGUGCAGCAAACACAGAUACUUUCCUCUAUUUCUUCACUGGCAACUAUGCAAACGGCACUCUGGGGUCGCCAGUCACACGAAUGUCUACAAAUUCAUCAGUUGAUCUAACCAGCACUAACAGCUCAGAUGUUGUCAUAAUAACACCCACUACAAAUACUACCACUACUACCACUACUACAGUUUCUACUACAGCAAAACCUGCUACUACAGCAGGGAGCAAUGCACUGCAUCAUGCUGCAUCUCAGGCUGCUCUGGUAAUUCUCUCAGGGAUCCUUGCAGUCCUCCUGUUGUAAGGAUGCUGCCAACACAUCAUUUGCUUUCUGAAAUUGGUCGAUGAGCACUGAACGCUUGAUGAACCCAACACUAAAGUAUAUGUAAUGCAGCAUAUUUAUAACUGUGCAAUGUUGUGACUCUGGGAACAAUGAGGAAAGGAGCUGCAAAUUUGGGAAGAGGGCAAUACAUCAUUUAUUUUAUAUGUGUGUACGUGUGAGAGAGGUUGUGUUUGAGUGUGUUUUUGUGAGCAUUAGUGUUUGCAUUCUACUAAUGUACUGC
Sinocyclocheilus grahami is the source of this 2899-nucleotide messenger RNA. RefSeq lists its product as uncharacterized. The coding region runs from base 1 to 2640 and encodes 879 amino acids. The transcript is spliced from 15 exons. Lineage: Eukaryota; Metazoa; Chordata; Actinopteri; Cypriniformes; Cyprinidae. Gene Ontology annotation, biological process: regulation of postsynaptic membrane neurotransmitter receptor levels; regulation of glutamate receptor signaling pathway. The record is from RefSeq and is a predicted model, not a curated record.